Molecule: messenger RNA, 1418 nt
Organism: Fundulus heteroclitus (mummichog)
Lineage: Eukaryota; Metazoa; Chordata; Actinopteri; Cyprinodontiformes; Fundulidae
Gene: kncn
Product: kinocilin
Exons: 5
Coding region: 816-1268 (150 amino acids)
Source: RefSeq, a predicted model, not a curated record
UGACAUGUGCAUGUAAUACACAGCCAUAUAGUUACCUGGUGCUGCAGGUAACUAUAUGGCUGUGCAUUACGUGCAUGCACAUUUACAUGCAUGCACAUAUUAGUCACAGUGAUUUAUGCUGAAUGCUGACGUCUGAAUGAAGACAGACAGGGUUGACUUGAGGAGGAAAUGUGUCGCAGUUUCUCCUGCACAGAGUCCUGUAAAUUAAUUUAUUACCCUGUUCAACAGUGUUAAUCCUGCUUACCCUCCUCUUUCCUGUGUUGCCAUGGAUAUGCUAUUCCUAUGGCAACUGCAUGCCUUUGUGGAUGGCCUCGGGCCCCCGCCAUAGAGGACUCUCUGAACCUUUCAUUACACAUUCCCUUCAAGCUCACAAGCAACUCAUAGAAGUCACACAUAGUCCUACUCUUUGAUUGUGGCAUUUUUUUAUAUAUUUUUUUUUUUGUUCUGGCUUGCCGCCGCUUUGUCUCUGUGUUUGACCACAAACGGAGCUCAUGAUAAAAGAUGCUCAUAGGGAAUGUGAUCAGAUUUGAGGCAAAAUCCCCUGUCACAAGAGUCAGGGCUUCAAGCAUUCUAAUAUCCAGCAGCAAUAGAAACCAGAGCUCCGCUUUAAAGAUUCAUGAGGUCCCUUAGAAAACAGAGAACAGUGUCUAAACCAGGGAAAGUGAUUCUGUGUCAGAGCAACAGACAAGCAUUGGAGUGGCUGUAGUUGGAACUCGGGACUUGAGCUGAGGCAGAUUUCAGUGUCCACGCUAUUAGCUGUGCAGGAAGAGAGCGUGUUAGGUGAGCGUGGCGGGUGGAGGACCUCCACCUGCUGAAUGAACCCUGUUAGCAUUGGGGAGUACCAUGGGCUACGGGUGGGCUCGGCCCUGCUCUGCAUUGUCGCCGGCUGCAUCAUCAUCGGGGUGUCCAGGGAAUGUGACGCGGAUGCUGUGGGAGGAAUCUUCCUGGGAGCCGGAGGCCUCGGCUUGCUCAUUUCAAUCUAUCCCUUCAUAAAAGCCUGGCUCAAUAUCAACAACAUCUUGCCAUCUUUUGGAAAUUUCAGAGUUCACCCCGCUGCAGCUAUUACUGAUCAACCCGCUGAGACACUAAGACGAGAGGGCACUCAGAGUCACAUCCAACUGGAGCGCUCGAAGAGUCGAAUGGGAACCUUCGUGGAGGGAGGACCAACGGCUGAGCCCAAUCCAGAUGAGGGGACUUCAUCAGACAUGCCAGAUGUCUUAUCGAGACGGAAACUGAAACAGCCACCCACCGAUCAAGACCUUGCGUGAUGUCAUCAUGUGGCACGACCGGACCAGUGGAGACUUCAAUUCUCUCCUGCUGCAGCGUUCUCUGUGCAGCUCUUGUUUCAGCUGAACUGCAGGUUUCCAUUGCCUCCUUAUAGUAUGUAAACUAUGUGGUCUAAUAAACCAAACAACGAU